AUGUCAAUAGUGAAAACCUUAUUUAAUCUUUUAGCUCUGAAAAUGACUUUUGCUGGCUUGGCAGAAAUGCAAAAAAAAUCACACACUGAAGAGUUCGAGGGCGCCUCAGCUCUGUUCAGAGCCAUGUCAUCGUCUCCGAAUGAAGGAUACUCAUACAGCUGGAGUGUUGUUUCGUUUCCAUUGGACGAUUCAGAUAGCUCGGAUGAACCGGGGACUGGUUUGAAUUGCACGGUGCUGUAUUUGGAUCACUGCACAUCCUGGAACAAGUGCCGACAAACUUGUCUAAAAACAGGAGCCACUAGUUACAGAUGGUUUCAUGAUGGCUGCUGCGAGUGUGUGGGCGAACAUUGCAUAAAUUAUGGAAUAAACGAGAGCAGAUGUCGCCUAUGUCCCGAGCCAGGAUUGGAGGAUGAAGAAGAGGAUUAA
Drosophila bipectinata is the source of this 426-nucleotide messenger RNA. It is a transcript of the gene srw, whose product is annotated as shrew. Lineage: Eukaryota; Metazoa; Arthropoda; Insecta; Diptera; Drosophilidae. The record is from RefSeq and is a predicted model, not a curated record. Gene Ontology annotation, biological process: regulation of BMP signaling pathway.